CCCGCCCGCCACACUCAUGCGUAAUGGGCGCAAACUUGAUGCGCGGCAAUCUGUCGAGCUGAGGCGCAUCCGAUCAGCCAAACAUGGCCCAGUUCACUUACAGCAGACUGUCCCAUUUACUGAGAAUAUCCGUGAAUAAACCUUCAGUUCUACGGACGGGGACAGAAACGAAACACGGGCCUGCCUGUUGCUUGCAGCUCAUUCGCUGCCAGAGGUCAGUGGACAGUAAGGCGUUACAGGAGAGGCAGAAGCAGCAGAUGGCCAGAGGUCUUCCCAAACAGAAGCCCAUCACAGGGGUCAAACAGGUCAUCGUCGUGGCGUCGGGGAAAGGCGGCGUGGGAAAGUCCACCACUGCAGUGAAUUUGGCUCUGGGAUUAAUGGCCAACAAUCCUUCCAAAUCAGUGGGCCUGUUGGACGCUGACGUCUACGGUCCGUCGAUUCCCAAACUGAUGAACCUGAGGGGAAACCCGGAGCUCACUGACAACAAUCUGAUGAUCCCACUCACCAACUAUGGGGUUCCUUGCAUGUCGAUGGGCUUCCUGGUGGAGGAUGUGGCUCCCAUCGUGUGGAGGGGGCUGAUGGUGAUGUCGGCGAUAGAGAAACUGCUCCGACAGGUGGACUGGGGGUCGCUGGACUAUCUGGUAGUCGACAUGCCUCCUGGUACAGGAGACGUGCAGCUGUCGAUCACCCAGAACAUCCCGAUAGCAGGUGCUGUAAUCGUGUCCACGCCGCAGGACAUCGCGCUACUGGACGCUCGCAGAGGAGCCGAGAUGUUCAAGAAAGUUAAUGUGCCGGUUCUCGGUCUGGUGCAGAACAUGAGCGUCUUCCAGUGUCCAAAAUGUAACCACCAGACUCACAUCUUCGGUUCGGACGGGGCCCGGCAGCUCGCUGACACUCUGGGGGUCAAGUUAUUAGGUGAUGUUCCUCUUCACCUGAACAUCAGAGAGAUGUCAGACCGAGGACGGCCAGUGGUCGUCUCCUCUCCGGACAGCCCCGAGGCGGAGGCGUACAGGAAGGUGGCGUCUGCAGUGGUCCAGAGACUCGAGGAGGUCAACGCUUAAUUGACAGGCCCAACGCGGCGUCACCUGGCCGACUGGAAACACACAACGAAGAGGCUUCAUGACACGUGCACUCAGGCACAUACGAAAACAGACAUACACACACGUAACACACACACGUAUACAGUGCACAGAAAGAAACUCACAAACGUCUCUGCUGUCAUAGCGCACAAUAGGUUAAAUCUACAAGACUGCAAGCAACAGUCCACAGUUUAUGCUGUUUAUCGUAGUAUCACUGAAUAGACAGGAUUCAUUUAGUUAUGUGAUGAUAUUUAAUAAAACUAAAGUCAACUAAUUCUGCCUGUUUAUGAUUUUUCUGAUUAAAACGAGGGAAGCAAAAUAAAUGACAGUAAAAUAAAGAGAAA
This is a messenger RNA of Xiphias gladius (swordfish), 1423 nucleotides long. RefSeq names its product nucleotide binding protein-like (gene nubpl). The record is from RefSeq and is a predicted model, not a curated record. Bases 84 to 1061 code for a protein of 325 amino acids. The transcript has 11 exons. Gene Ontology annotation, biological process: iron-sulfur cluster assembly; mitochondrial respiratory chain complex I assembly. Gene Ontology annotation, cellular component: mitochondrion. Gene Ontology annotation, molecular function: ATP binding; ATP-dependent FeS chaperone activity; 4 iron, 4 sulfur cluster binding. NCBI's taxonomy places the organism in Eukaryota, Metazoa, Chordata, Actinopteri, Istiophoriformes, Xiphiidae.